GAGAACGAGAGAGAGAGAGCGACACGGGGAGAACGAGAGAACGAGACGCACGCACGCACGCACGGGGAGGAACUUGCCGGAGCGUCGCUGAGGAUACCCGGGGUUUGGCCGCGACGAUGGCGUCGUCCUACUAAGCUCGCCGAGAGAGAGAGAGAAGAAGAAGAGAGAGGGGAGGUUGCGGGUAUCUCGGAGGGAGCGAGCGAGAGGCCCGAGGAGAGAGAGCGACAUCAGCUGGGGAGGAGCCGCGCGGGUCCCGGGCUGCACGCCGGCAGCGCCCCGCGGAGACGCGGCCACCAUGAAGCAAAUGAACGUUCUCGCCAAGGCCCUCUACGACAAUGUGGCCGAGUCUCCGGACGAGCUGGCCUUCCGCAAGGGCGACAUCGUCACGGUGCUGGAGCAGAACGCCGGCGGCCUGCAGGGCUGGUGGCUCUGUUCGCUGCACGGGCGCCAGGGCGUCGCUCCGGGCAACCGCCUGCGCCUGCUCGUCGGCUGCUACGAGGGAGGUGGCACGGGAGGAGCCGGCGGCGGCACCGCCGCCGCCCGGCAGACGUGCGCCACCAACGCCGGCGCGGAAAGGGGCGGCUUCCGCUCGCAACCGCAGGAGGACAUCUACCGGGUGCCACCGUCGCCGGGCUCGGCGCAAGGUCUCUACCGAGUGCCGCCCUCCCAGGGCGUGUACGACGUGCCGCCGGCGGCGCCCGGUGCCGGCGGCGGCCAGGCCCCCUACCGGGUGCCGCCCUCCCUCGCCGAGUCCCGCGACGACGUCUACCAGGUGCCGCCUUCCUCCUCCGCGGCGGCGGCGGCGGGGGGCGACGGGCCCCACGACGCCGGCCAGGACGUGUACCAGGUGCCGCCGUCGCUGGCGGCCCAGGACGUGUACCAGGUCCCGCCGUCGCUGGAGGCCCCCCGCGGGGCCCAGACUGUGGGGGGCGCGGGUCAGAGGGGGGGGCCCCAGGCCCGGCUGAGCCCCACGCGGAGGGGGGGCGGCGGGGGGGCCACGGACGGGGUCGCCCCGCCGACGCCGGACAGGAAUCCCAGCGGCGGUGGAAGUGGCGGCGGCAGCGUUGGGCAAGACUCGUGCCGGGUCCACGCCGGGGAGGCAUCUCCUCGCGUGUCCUCUGACGAUGUCUACGACGUGCCCCCCUCACUGGGGUGCGCCACCCCCCCACGGCCCAACACCCGGACGGGCCAGGCCCCCCUGCACCACCACCUCCUCCACCACUACAGCAACCACAACCAGCAGCAGCAGCAGCACGGCCUUCAUCUACUGGCAUCAGGGGCCGGCGGGGAACAGGAACUUCAGGUGUACGACGUGCUGCCCGCGAGUGGGAGGGGGGGCGGCUGUGGCGGCGGCCAGGACGUGUACGACACGCCGGCGUCGCUGGGCCGCAUGGUGCCCCCCGUGCCCUCCGUGGCUCAGCAGCACCAGCAGCAGCAGCAUCAUCAUCAGCAGCAGCAGCAGCAUCAUCAUCAUCAGAUGGAGACGAUGGCCUCCGUGGAUGAGACCUACGAUGUCCCUCCGGCCUUCGGGGGCCGCAGCGUGCAGCAGGCGACCUCCGGUGCCGACGGACAGCGUCAGGCAGCAGCAUCCAACGGCUACCCGCGCCAGCAGCAGCAGCAGCAGCUGCGGCAUCAGCCGACGAGGAACGGCAACCACGCUCACGCCGCCGAGUCGCGGCGCUCCUCGGACGACGAGGUGUACGACGUCCCGGCGCUCGCCAGGGGCGCGCGGGGCGAGACCCCGGCGCCCGAGAGGCCGCCGGGGCCCGUCUUCCCCUACGCGGGCACCAGCGCCGCGCCGCCCCCCCCCGGCCAGGAGAUAUACGACAUCCCGCCGGGCCUGCAGGCGCCCAGGUCCGAGCCGCGCGAAGCGCCGGCCGUGGCGGCGCCGGCGGCGGCGGACGACGCCGAAGAAGACGUCUACGACUGCCCCAAGCCCGCGGUGCCGGCGUCGGCCGGUUCCGCCCGUGCGGGGAGCUCGGAGCCGCCGGUCCCGCACGGCGGGAGGGCCGCCGCGCCGGACUCGCGGGCGGCGGAGGCCUCGGCGGAGGGCCCGUUGGCCUCAUCGGCCUCGCCGGCCUCGCAGGACAUUUACGACGUCCCCAGGGAGGUGUACGCCUCCGUGCGCAAGGCGAGGUCGGAGGCGGCGUCGUCGCGGGACUGCGAGUACGACGUCCCUCCGGCGGCCUCGCGCGACGCCGCUUGCGCUGAGCCGCGGUCGAUGGCGCCGGGAGUCGGGCACCAGGUGGCCGCCGCCGUCGAGGCGAGCGUCGGGCGGGGCGGCGGCACGUCCUCCUCCUCUGCGUGCGUCGACGGCGCGUCGACGGCGAGAGCCUCCAAAGACGUCGCGUCGCCGCAUUCCGGCUCCCGGCAGCAGCAGCAGCAGCGAGCGGCACCCGUGGCGUACGUCGGGGGCGCGCACGGAUCGUCAAACGGGCCAGCGGGCCCGCAGCGCGGGGGCCCCGUGCCGCUCGGGAACGGCCUCUCCCACGGCGGCGUCGUCGGCCACAACGGGGUCGGCUACGGCGACGGCGGACCCAGGAGGUUGCCGGCGGGCGGCGCGGACCGGCCGGGGGGCAUCCAGGCGCGGCCGCUGCCGUCGCCGCCACCUUUCCCCGCCGUGUCGUGCGGCGACGGGGACGACUCGGCGGACGGGUCGUGUGACCCCGGCUCGGACGAGUACGACUACGUCCACCUGCAGGCAAAGGAUGACCCAGAGCCGGAGAAAACGAGCAACGGGAUGGGACCGAUUAAAGAUCAGAUCGAGUUGAUUCAGGUGUACCGCUUCGAGGGCGGCCCGACCCAGCCGGCCGCGGGCUGCGCCGGGCCCCUGGAGGCCCUGUGCCGCCUGCCGCUGUGCGCCCACGACCGCCAGCUGCUGCGCUUCUACGCCGAGCAGGGCGAGGCCCCGCUGCGGGCCCUGCGCUCGGCCGCCGAGUCCUUCGCCUCCCGGCUACGCGGCGGCGGCGGCGACGACGACCCGGCGGACGGGCCCGAGCCCGGGGCGCUGACGCCGCGGCAGCUGCUCGCCCACGGCCGCGCCGUCGUCCUCGGAGGCCACCGGCUGGCCUUCCUGGCCGACGCGCUGGCGCGCGGCGCCCUUUCCGCCGAGCUCCGCGCUGCCACGGCGGCCCUGGCCGAGGCCGUGAGCGAGCGGCUUCGCGCCGUCGCAGCCUCCAGCAAGGCGGCCGCCCUGCGCUACCCGACGGCGGCGGGGGCCGGCGCGUGGGCGCUGCGGCGCGAGACGGAGGCCCGCGUGGGCGAGCUGCUGCAGCAGGCGCACGGCUUCCACGAGCUGCUCACGCGCCUCGCCGGCAUGGCCACCGCCAGCGGACACUCGGGCCCCUAGGGCCGAGCGGAGGCCUCCGAGGCGACCCCCGCUUGCGUCGUAGAGACCCGGGGCGGGCCUACGCGAGGGGAGGGGAGGGUUGGUGGGGGAGGGGCCCGGGGUGGCGUCUGGCACCGUGGACACCGGGGGCACGUGGGCCAGCGUGGUGACCACUGGCGGCCCUGCUCCUGCAGAGGAAGCUGGCGUGAAACGGGGCGUCAGGAAGAGGGGAGGCCCGAGGGUGCCGUUGGCACAACGCUCGUGUGUGCAGUGGCCUGGCGUGGUCACAGCCCCAAUGGGUGAUUGCCUCACUCACCCCGAGUACAAUGUUCUCACUGUGUAGUUUCCUGGCAGCAUUCACUGAUAACCACUGGCGCGCCAACUUCUGUUUGAUAAAAACAUUGUUUUUUAUAAAUUUCCCCAAAAUAUGGAUUAAUACCAUCUGCUGCUCCCCCUGCCGAUUGGGUGACUGGGGAUGGCGACUUCCGAUCGACCGAUUGACGCGCUCUUCCACAAAACCCCAUGCCUCGGUCAUGCACAGGCCGCGUACUACUUGCUCUCGGUCAAGGCCCUGCCAACGACGAUUGGCCUCAAAAUUCCUGCGCGCCCGCUGUGACCUCGGUUCUUACGGUUCCACAUGAACCGAGCGAAGCUCGCGAUCCGGUCGCGUUUUUAUGCGGGAGCGGCCGCGGACACGUGACACCUCUCCAUUGCCUCCCUUGUCGAUUUAAAAACAACAGCAGUCCCUUGGCAUCAGGGAAGACUCCACAUCCCCCUUCUCGGCGAUGUCCCGGGAGAACCACUUUUGUCACUCGAGGCCAUGGUUUUUGGCUCACGAUUUGUACGACCCGCGUGUCCGUCUGUCCGUCCGUCCAUCUUGUCUGUCUUCUUUGUAUUGUUUGUUGUGGAUCGUACCAUCCCUCGCUACUUAGGCGAAGGAUGGUUCCGCGAAGCCCCAACGGAGAGUCCCAUGCUCGGCAUGCAGGCCUCAUCGCGGCCCUUGGCGCGAGUUGAUGCCAAGCGACCGCUGGUUGGGCGGGUGGAGGCAGCGAUUCGUGCGGAGCGUCGGGGGGGGGGGGGGAAUGGGGGGGCCGGUGUCGCCUGUGAAGGGGGCUGACGUUCGUCCUUCGCGACGGCGGCUGUCGCGAGCGCGAGGCGCGGUGGACGAGGACCUUCUCCGUCGUCAGCGUCGCGACUGACAUUUACACUCCGCGCGUCUCUCACCAUCACCCCCCCUCCCCUCACGUCGCCACCGCUCCCACGCCCUGCUCUCCCCUCUCCCUUUCCGGAGUUUUUUUUUGUCUGUAAAGUGGCUUUGGCCGCAGCGACGGACGCAGGAGGAUGCGAUUGUGGGGGGUUGGGGGGAGGGGUUUCGUGUUCCACGAACGAUGUCCGUGCAAAGGGGGGGUUGGUGGUGGCCCACCGGCGAAAAUGUCCCUGGGUGACUUCCCCUCCUCUGCCUAAAGCCCGAAACCUUCGACCCCCCCCCCCCCCCCCACGUGGGGUAGCGGUUGCACGUGGGUCGGGAAGGUGGGUUGGGUGCGGGGGGUGGGGAUGGCAUCCGGAUGUCGCGGGCGUGCGCCAUACUUCACCUUUAUCUGUCAUCGCGCACGGGAGAGAUAACGUUGCGUCGCCGCCACCACGCCGAGGGACCGGCGGGGUAUCGCCGCGCCCGGGAAGGCGGCUUCUCAGGGUGACCCUCCGCGCGCUCCCCCCAUGCCCCCUGCUGCUGCUGCUGCUGCGAGCGCCUCGUUGGCUCUGCCACGCGGCGCUUCCCCUUGCCGCCGCGCCACCUCCGCCCCGGGGAUGGGUGGGGGGGUCGAGAGUCCGUCGACUUUUUCUUUCAAUCACUCGUCGACCACGACGAGGGGCUCCGACGCCGGGCCGCCUCGCGUCGUUGGCUGUCGUCGUGGUUUGAGAGCGGAAGGACACGCGAGAGAAUAGCGGGAUGGGGUGGGGGGUGGUGGGGGUGUUCCCCUAACAGCGGUUGAAUCCUCAUCCCCCCCCCCCGAUGAUUAACGACGUGGGAAGUGGCUGAGCUCGAUCCGCUGCUGGUUGAAGGCUCCUUCUCUCCCCCCCACCAGAAGGCCGUCGCCAUUUCUCUCACGGCCCCCGCCAAGCACCAACCUCCGGGCGUUGAGAGCCGUUCAGGGCCCCGCUCAUUGACGGUGACGAACCGAUGCCUCCACGUGGUGGCUCGACACACGGCGGCAAUGCGAACUUGCCAACAACUGAAGAAGUGAAUGAAAAUGUAAGCGAUGGUUGGGGGGGGGGUGCAGUGGGUGUGCGUGGUGAAUGGCGAAGGUGGCGGUAGGGUUGGCUAGCUGGUUGUGGUUAGGUGUCGGGUUUAGCACACGGUUGUCUCGUGUGCUACCAGUGCCUGGUUGGCGAGUUUAUUCGGGUCACUGCUGAAUGGUAGCGCUCGUGUCUGGACGACUGCAGCAUGCGGUCCCGUUUCAAAUGUUGGCUGCUUUUAGGUUCCCCGCGUUGACCAUGCGCUGUGUGGCCCCGGCCCGCGUGUGCUGGCCCAGGGGCCUUUGGGCAGCUUGGAGAGGGGUGCUUGGGCGAGGUGGGUUGGUAGGGGUGGUGUGGGGGUCAGGGUCCCACGUGGCUGGGGUCAUCCCGACCUCGUCCUGCUCCUCCCCCGCUCGCCCCAUCUCUCGGAAUUGUCAGCAGCGUUUCCCUGGCGGUGCGGGGACUGCGAGCGCCGCCCUCUGGGUUUUUUUUUUGUGUUAAGCCUCACGAUGAUAUUCACGUUGCCAAAUGAACAAUUUUAAGAUUUUUUGAAUUCUAAGAUGUAAGAAUGCCCCAAUAACGCGUUUAAUUUGUCUCCGUUCUGCCGAAAUCCAGGCUCCAAGACCCACCCCCCCCCCAACUUCACGGUUCGGGUGUCAGAUUUGUACUGAUCGUCAAGUCGGCGGCGUGAAACUGUUAAGGGCUUCGUUUGUGCAACAAUGUUGGUGAUCGCUAAACCCCUUGGGGUCACGAGGCCUGACCUGGGAUGAGAAAGGGGCCCAGCUUUUAACAUCGGUGUGUUUGUCAGGGAACGAGGUGGGAAGGAUGGAGUCGGAAUGUCACGCGCUGAGGACCCCGAGGGUCCAUCGAUCUUGAGUGAGGGUGAUGAGGUGAUCCUUGUGAGGGGGUGGAUUCCAAAUAAUGAACUCGUACGGACCACUUGAGGCGCGGUGCAAGCGGCCGCGCGCGGCGAGCUCAGGGAUGUGGGAGCGCACCUCCUGCGCCGGUUAAAGCCCAUUUGACAGUUGCAGGGAGCGUGAGUGUGUGUGUGCACACGAGUGUGUGUGUGUGCACACGAGUGUGUGUGUGCACACGAGUGUGUGUGUGUGCUUGUGGGGAGCGGUGGUGCAGCGGUUAGCACCCUGCGCUACGAACCCGGCAACCCGAGUUCGAUUCCCACUCGCGGCCAACACCAUCAGUGACGGUUAUCUGAAACCGGUCCUGUGCCUCACCUAGGUCGACUCGGCCUCAAUUGAGUACCUGGUGCGGUGCGUAAACAUCGCCACUGGGGAGACAGAGACGGCCCGGCGUGGUGCUGGCCACCCACCACCUCGCGUGCCGUGCCGGCCUUCAUAGGUGCUCGCUAACAGCACUUCCCCCAGCAGCAGUGUUAAGGCUAUACGGGGGAUCUUUGUCUGCGUUUGGAUUUUACUUCUGGCAGUCUAAGGUGGAAGUGGGCGUUAUUUGAUCAAAAUCGAUACUGCUGCUGCUGUCGUUCUUGCAGCCGCAGUAUCUUGUGGUGGCUGCUCUUUGAUGUGUUUUUUUGGGGGGAGGGAGGGGCGUGGGGGGGCGGGUCGUAUCCGCGCGUCGUUGGGGUGCGACGUCCGACGUUUCGCGCCACGUGCUGGGAGAGGUUGUGUUUCGUACUCGUGAGAGUUCGUGGAGACUUGCCACGUGGCGCCCGGGCCUCUUCAGUUUGCGUUGUGUGUGUGAGAGAGAGAGAAGGAUGAGAGGUCCUGUACAUACAGGUAUAAUUAUGUCCAUUAUUCCACGAGAUAAAACAUUAAUCGGGUGGAGAGGGGUAUCUGCACCGCACCCCCUCUACUGCUAAAUCACGCAUUGCUAUUUAGCGGUGGAUCACGUGGCCUUGAAUUAAAGUCGCUUUUGUAAACACUUCAGCCAUGACCUUUGUACAAUGGAGUUUUCAUAUGAAACGAUACAAAUAAGUAGACCUUUUUAAACAAAUACAGAAAAUGUUACUAACUGGAAAUGUGUUCUAAUAAAGUUGUAUGUUGACUCGU
Lethenteron reissneri (Far Eastern brook lamprey) is the source of this 7584-nucleotide messenger RNA. It is a transcript of the gene BCAR1, whose product is annotated as BCAR1 scaffold protein, Cas family member. The record is from RefSeq and is a predicted model, not a curated record. Gene Ontology annotation, molecular function: protein binding. Gene Ontology annotation, cellular component: cytoplasm; plasma membrane. Gene Ontology annotation, biological process: cell migration; cell surface receptor protein tyrosine kinase signaling pathway. NCBI's taxonomy places the organism in Eukaryota, Metazoa, Chordata, Hyperoartia, Petromyzontiformes, Petromyzontidae.